AAAAUGAAAUUCCUAUUUGUUCUUCCACUCCUAAUAACGACGAUACUUGCUCAAGGAUUUGGGGGAGCCAGCGACGGUUUGGCAGGAUUUGGAAAUGUGGCUAGAGGAUUCGCAAAUAUAGCCGGAGGACUUGCAGAUGGUGCUGCCCAAGCUUUUUCAAAUGUGGCACAGGGAACCGUCAACAGCGUUGCCAAUUUUUUACCCAAAGUGUCAGAGCUUGCGAACGUCAAGAAAUUUGACGAUUUUCUGGAGCAAACGGGACAAGCUAUUUCCGAAGCAGAUCGAACCUUCCGUGAGGGCAUCUUUGCCGCCACCAAGAAUCUGGUGGAUGCUGGAAACCAAGCCUUUGUAAAUGGUAUCUUCACCUUCCAUAUGGCAGUCAAUGCUUUUGCCGAUCUGACCCGCGAAGAGUUCAUCAAGAAGUAUACCGGUCGGAUUCGGUCGUCGGAAUCAGAUGCGCAUACUGCUGUCAGCAACAAGAAGGUUGACUUUUUGGAUGAUUCACCCGCUCCGGAUUCCUUUGAUUGGCGGGAGAAGGGAGGCGUUAGCGCGGUGAAGAAUCAGCUCACUUGUGGCGCCUGCUGGGCCUUUGCCACCACCGGGGCCAUCGAAGGUCACACAUUUGCCGCUACGGGCACUCUGCCUGAUCUUUCCGAGCAAAAUCUGAUCGAUUGUGGUCCGCGAGAAGACUUUGGCCUGAAUGGAUGUAAAGGUGGAUUCCAGGAGGCAGCCUUAUGCUGGAUCUCUGAGAAUCAGAAAGGAGUUUCGCAGGCCGAAAGUUAUCCAUACGUCAACAGUAAGGAAUCAUGCAAAUUCCAGCCAAACGAAUUGGGUGCCCACGUGAGUGGAUUCGGGGUAGUUCCUCCCGGAGACGAGGAGGUGCUGAAGAGAGUGGUGGCCACCUUGGGGCCCGUAGCCUGCUCGGUGAGCGUAUCCAAUAGCUUGCAAUUUUACGGGAGUGGUAUUUUUAAUGACGAAAAAUGCAACGAAUUAGACUUGGCUCACUCGAUCUUGGUGGUGGGCUAUGGUUCGGAGAAUGGAAAGGAUUACUGGAUCGUCAAGAACUCUUGGGAUACUACCUGGGGCGAAAAGGGCUACUUCCGCAUUAGGCGCGGCAAAAACCUUUGCAAAAUCGCAGACGAGUGUUCGUACCCAGUGGUUAAAAACUCUUAAAUUAAAUAUUUUGUAUUAACAAAUAAA
This is a messenger RNA of Drosophila eugracilis, 1200 nucleotides long. RefSeq names its product procathepsin L-like. Gene Ontology annotation, cellular component: lysosome. Gene Ontology annotation, molecular function: cysteine-type endopeptidase activity. The transcript is spliced from 3 exons. The record is from RefSeq and is a predicted model, not a curated record. Lineage: Eukaryota; Metazoa; Arthropoda; Insecta; Diptera; Drosophilidae. Bases 4 to 1173 code for a protein of 389 amino acids.